AUGUGCUUAGGAGCUCACACCAGUGGUGCAUAUACUUCGCUGUUGUCGCUCGCUCCGCAAUUUACCCCAACGUUGUCAUCUAUUAGUGUCAGUACUUCUAUGUUGGCUCAACUGACUACACCGUUUAUGGUGUCCAUCGUCAAUUCUUCGGGCAGCAUGCAAGAAUGGAACAACCUGUUUUUGCUCACUGCUUUAAUGUGCGUAUUUUCUGGAGCAAUUUUCGUUAUAUUUGGAUCAGGCGACGUUCAAGAGUUUGCAAGAUCACGGAGCGAGGAUAAAGAGCUUGCCGCAGAGGGCAACUUGUUAUCUCCUUAUAGUACUGGAGGCUUAAGAGCUGAUUCUGUGUCAAUGUUAUAA
Molecule: messenger RNA, 357 nt
Organism: Strongylus vulgaris
Lineage: Eukaryota; Metazoa; Nematoda; Chromadorea; Rhabditida; Strongylidae
Source: the annotation of a GenBank genome assembly